GUUGAUGACGUAUUUUGCAUCGCAAACCAUCUGCACAUUGAUCGAGUGCCGAAACUUUCGAUUGACGUAGAUUGCUUCAUUCUCACCGAGGACUGCCUACUGUAUGUGCGUGCAAUCACACGAUCAGCCUCAGCUCCGGCAGCAUCAGUAUGAGUUCAGGAUUCUCAUCUAAAGUUCCCGAUUGCGUGGUCCAGACAUGCUACGAGUAUGAAGGCGUCAUCUUACCCAACAUAAUGCGCAAGGAUGUAAUAGAACGCGUCAGGAACUUUGAGUGUCGACCUGAUGAUCUCUUCAUAGUAACCUAUCCCAAGGCAGGUACAACUUGGAUGGAGCAACUUUGUAUGCUAAUUAAACAUGACGGUGAUGCCAGCCAGUUAGGAGGCGUCCAUCUUGUGUUGAUGGUUCCAUUUCUUGAGAUGUUACAGGACCGUAAUAACAUUUCCACGUCACGAGCAUUUGUUGAUUUGCCCGAGAAGAUGCCAUCUCCAAGGACGCUCAAAUCUCACUGUCAUCCACCCUUCUUACCCCUGGAUAUCCGAACCGAUGAUCCGAAAGCAAAGGUUAUUUACGUGGCCCGAAACCCAAAGGAUACGGCUGUCUCCUACUACCAUUUCUGCCAUUAUACGCCGGUUCUUCCAAAAUAUGAAUCUUGGGAUGUUUUUUUUGAGGAGUUCUUAGCUAAUAGGGCUCCUCAUGGAUCUUGGUUUGAAAACGUGUUACCAUGGUGGAAGAGAAGAAAUCAUCCUAAUGUUCUCUUUCUCAAGUACGAAGAUAUGAAGAAGGAUCUUACAGGAGCCAUACAACAGAUAGCCGAAUUCAUGGGGAAGACCCUUUCCGAUGACGUCAUAGAUAAAAUCGCAGAAGCUUCGACGUUUAAAGCAAUGAAAAACAAUCCUUCAUCAAACCCAGAUACUAUUCUAAUGAAGGAUAUAGAACAGGCUGGAAUGGAGAAACCAAAAGACAAAUCAUUUAUGAGGAAAGGUGUGGUAGGAGACUGGAAGAAUUAUUUCACUGAUGACCAAAAUAAACGAUUUGAUGAACUGUACAAGAAACAAAUGGCGGACUCUGGACUUGAAUUCGAAUUUUAGGAUUGCUCUUAGGAAAACAUUUCAAUCAGUUCCAUAUUCAACAUGAAUGAUAGAGCAUAUUGAAAUAUUAUUGUGGUUUUUAUUGAAUAAAAAUAGCUGCAUGUUGAUAGGCAUUAUGUAUUUUCCAUAACAGUACUUUUCCCCCCUUCUAAUUAAACACAUUAUAUAUAUAUAUAUAUUGUGAAAGAAAUGAAUAUAGGGAAUAAUGGUAGGCAUAGCUCGAUUAUUUUUUUCACAACAUAUUUGAAUUAAAAUAGUUCCGAAAGCUUAUAUACAUAUAUAAUGUCUCACAUGUUAUGAUAAUAUCAUGUGUAUAUUUUAUAUCGGUAUACAGUGCGUCCCACAAAAAACGAAACCGAGAUUUAUCGAUGAUUUAUCAUAAUUUAAUCACAAAUACAAUAGGAAAAUGACUUACCAUUGUAAAGCUUAGAAUCUCCUCUUUCAUCUGAAAUUAAUUUCUCAUUCACACAUGGGUAAGCAAAAACAAUUUGAAGAGGGGAUACCAAAAAGUCAUUUGGCGGGCUGUAUCUGGGUUUCAAAAAAGAAAACCGCAUUUUUACAAAGUUCAAUAUCUGCUCUUUGAUUUGAUACCUCAAUUACAGAAAAUGGUCAAGAAAAAACAAAGUUCUGACUAUUUGAAAUAAGGCUUGAAUUUCAUAAAAUUAAGAGGUUUUACAGGCAAGCGUUCAAACUCACUCGACACUCCGUUUUGUUGACGAUCGGCAAUGCAUUAAGUCUUUUAUUAACCAUGCGAUAGCUUCUGUGGGAAACCGGUGAAAACACGUUUAUUUAAUGAAAUUAUGGAAAUACAAGCGUUGUUUCGAGGGAAGAUAACUUUUUUACUUCUUGACCAUCUUUUGUGAUUUAGGUAUCAAAUAAAAGAGCAGAUAUUGAACCUUUUAGGCAUGUGAUUUUCUUUUUGAAAUUCAGACACCCCCGCCAAAUAAGAUUUUGGUAUCCUUUCUUCAAAUUGUUUUUGCUCAUUCGUGCAUGAAUGAGGAAUAAUCUAAGUAAUAUCAGAUGAAAGAGGAGGCUUUAAGCUUUACAUUGGUAGGUCAUUUGUCUAUCAUAUUUGUGAUUAAGUUAUGAUAAAUCAUCGAUUAAUCUCGGUUUCGUUUUUUCUGGGACGCACUGUAUAUCGGUUUUGUGAAUAUGAUUUCUAAUAUAACAACUAUGACUAAAGACAGUAAUAUCGGAUUAAAAAAAGUAGUUUGACAGUGUGUAAUUUGAGUCGUGCAGAAAAAUCUUGUAUUUUAAUAUUGGUAAAAUUGGUAAAUAUUUUUUUCUAAUGUUAAGAUUCAUGGCCUUCUGUGUAUUAAUUGGGUUAAUGAGACAUGUUCAAGAGGUAUGUACAUAAUUUCAAAAUGCUCCGCUACCAUUGUCAAUAGAUCAAUAUGAUUCGGCUCGCGGCUUUGCGCUCGCAUUAUUCAUUUAAUGAGCCCUUAAACAUGUUAAAAUGUCAACUUAGCAGGUGAAUAUAUUAAGAGAUUUUAGCUCACGCUUCACGCUUGCUUUAUUUCUUUUACAAGAUAUGCCACAGGACAAUGUUACAUGUUUACUAUUACAAAAUAUGCCUAAAAAAGUGCAUCCUUCUUGGGUCAAAAGCUCAAAUCUAGUGAGAUUCGUAUCAUGUUCAUGAAUCUCACAUUAUUUCUUCCGACGGGCCUGCGUCGAAAUAUGGGAAAUUUCAAUACCUACAACAAACUAAAAUGAGCCAUGGGUCAUUCAGUCAUGGGAUGUUUUAAAUGAAGUGAGUUGUCUCACUCUUGAUAAACUGUUCUGGAAGACAGCAUGCUGCCUAAUGUAUAAAUACAUUUACAAAGAAUCCCUGA
Messenger RNA from Lytechinus pictus (painted urchin), 2920 nucleotides. RefSeq names its product sulfotransferase 1C4-like. The transcript has 8 exons. NCBI's taxonomy places the organism in Eukaryota, Metazoa, Echinodermata, Echinoidea, Temnopleuroida, Toxopneustidae. Gene Ontology annotation, biological process: sulfation. The coding region runs from base 150 to 1088 and encodes 312 amino acids. Gene Ontology annotation, cellular component: cytoplasm. Gene Ontology annotation, molecular function: sulfotransferase activity. The record is from RefSeq and is a predicted model, not a curated record.